AUGUCUCGCAUAAGAAAUGCUGAUCCAGUUUUCAUGCAAUAUAUUUGGAGCGCAGUCGAAAGCUGCAAGUCAUCAGCUACCGAUGCUAGUCUAAUCAAUAUAUACAACAUAUUACACUCUGGUGACGAUAGGAUUACUCUUGAAAAGGUGCAGCAAGAGCUAAUAUAUUGUGUUGGAGAUGGUAGCAUCAUUCUGAGAGAUGAUGUUUACUCAAUUCCUACAACUUUUGAUUCAUGUUUGACGUCCAAGCACGAUUGGUAUUGUUUUGAAUGCCAUCUUCCUGGAUGCACAAUUUACUGUCCAACUUGUUUUCGAGUCUACCACGCAGAUUGCCUAGAGAAUGCUGAGGCUUCUCAAGCAACGAACAGAUUGCCUCGUGAAUGCUUGGGAGACAAACAGCCUAUUAAUUCUAGAGAUUUUCCUCCGAAUGGACCUUGUGCCGUGUGCAGACGCCUCGCUGAAGCAAGUUCCUACAAAGAAGAGAAAGUCGGUGAUCUUCAUCAAAUAUUUUUAGUUGCUCUUGAAAAAAUGAAGCACAAGUUACAUUGGAAAAACAUGCAAAAAGUUGGCUAUCUAGAUGAUUUUUCUCGCAACUCGUUCUUGAUGUUUAAACAACUGAACACUCGGAUACUCUCUGAAAAAUUGAGGAUUCCAUGUCCAUAUCCUAAUUCCUACUCCAAUCGCUCGUCUCUCCUUGCCGAUCUGGACAUUUUGGUACAUAAUGCAGCCGUAGUUUAUCAUUCUAAGGAUUCUAUGAACAAUAUGGCCCGUUUAAUUCGAUCCCAACUUCGUCACGAGAUGCGAGAGUCAACAUUCUGUGUUGAUUGUUAUAUGCGCUCCAAGCCUGGUAAAACUGGGAAGCAAAAAGAUGCCGUUAGUCGGCUGACUGCAGCUUGCCGUGAGCCACAUCGUCUCAUUUGGUUUCAACAUAACGGCUUUUCUUUCCGGCCUUGUAAAGUUCUGUUUGAAAAUUCAGAUGGCUAUGAAGUCGUAUGCUUUGGCUGGCGGCAUGAACGUGAAUUUGUCUUGCGAUCAAGAGCGGCUAACAUUUCUUUCACUGCUUCAGAAUUAGGGCUUAGGCAGACUCCGCCUCUCAAAAAAGCACUUGACGAGUUGGAAGAAUAUAGAGCCAAUCAGGCAGCUGCCAAAAAUGCUAAGUUUUUAUCUUCAAUUGCUCCAACUUCUCACUUAAAUAGUCGCCCACCUGUGACUUGGACAUCAAACAACUCGAACAAUUCGCUUCCUACACCAAGUGGAUCUGAGGCUUCUGGACAACUCUCUAUUCCAAAAGUUAGAAAAAGGACUGCCUUAGAGACUGACAGUGAUUUUGAUGAUGAAACCCUUUACUUGGAACCUGAGUUAAAUGAUUCCUUUGCACCUGUAAAAAAAAGGGGUAGAAAAAGCAAGAGGAGACACAAAUUCCAUUCGCAUCUGCAAAACAUUCCUCAGACAUCAAAAGGUAGCAGACAGUCUCCACAUCUUCAUGCAGACUUACGUCUACGUGGUCCUGACUUUAUGUCUUCUAUUUGGGCCUACAAUUAUUCCAAUGCUCCCAUCCGCUAUUAUGUCCUCUAUAUCCGUCGCGGAGUAUUGAGUUCGGUGCGUAGACUAUCGAUCCUACCUGCGCUCGCUGUCGUGCCAGUUCUAUGUAUGGCUCAUUCAUCUACUGUCUUUCUAUCUCUGGUAUUGUUUCUGACAUCCUUCGUGUCCGCACUAACCUCCUUGUCAGGCUGUUUAGGCGAUGUAUAUGCUUGUCUUUCACAUACGCUUGACGGUAUCGCUGUUUGUCCUUUACAUCACCCCACUUCCUUCGCUUGUGGACGCAAAACAUUUUGCUUGCGGCCCCAUUUGCUCUCACUCUCGUUCUUUCGUCUCGCUCUUAGGAUGGCCUGGCCCAAAUUUUGCCGUCUCUUAAUGGCGCUGCCUGGAACCUGCCUUGCCUUUGGACGGCAUCCUGUCUUUUCGCGCGUUGUAUGCGCAAAGUCUGUUGAAUGGGCCAGCGAAUGCGCCAGCUAA
Messenger RNA from Protopolystoma xenopodis, 2016 nucleotides. Lineage: Eukaryota; Metazoa; Platyhelminthes; Monogenea; Polystomatidea; Polystomatidae. The record is from the annotation of a GenBank genome assembly.